Exserohilum turcica Et28A is the source of this 1476-nucleotide messenger RNA. RefSeq lists its product as uncharacterized. Bases 1 to 1476 code for a protein of 491 amino acids. Gene Ontology annotation, molecular function: FAD binding; oxidoreductase activity. NCBI's taxonomy places the organism in Eukaryota, Fungi, Ascomycota, Dothideomycetes, Pleosporales, Pleosporaceae. The transcript has 4 exons. The record is from RefSeq and is a predicted model, not a curated record.
AUGGAGUCGCAUCAAAGUCUGCAAGCUCUUCUUUCUAGCAAAAAUGUUCCAACAAUCUCCAACUCAUCCUCCAACUGGGCCUCGCUGAUCGAUCCAUACAACCGUCGUCUCAAAUAUACACCAGCUGCUGUCACGCUACCGACUACUGCGCAACAUGUCUCCGACUCCAUCUUAUGUGCUGUGGCAGCAGGUGUGAAAGUGCAGGCGAGAUCUGGGGGACAUUCGUACGGCAGUUUCUCGCUCGGUGGACAGAACGGCAGUCUGGUAAUAGACUUGCGGAAUCUCAACACUGUCUCUCUAGACAAAUCGACGGGCAUUGUGACAGUAGGCGGAGGUGCUCGACUUGGCAAUCUUGGACUAGGGAUAUACAACCAGGGCCAGCGUGCGCUCCCGCACGGGACGUUCCCAGGUGUCGGAAUCGGUGGGCACUAUACCCAUGGAGGCUUUGGAUACUCAUCUCGUCGUUGGGGUCUCGCGCUUGAUACUAUUGUAGCCAUGGACGUUGUCUUGGCAGAUGGCCGCUUUGUGCACGUCACGCCAACCAGCCAUCCCGACCUGUGGUACGCUCUGCGAGGAGCUGCAGACAGCAUAGGUAUCAUCACAACUUUCUAUCUCCAGACACAGCCGGCGCCAGCUCAGGUUGUCAACUAUUCGGCUAAUUUCUCGUCGGCUCUGAAGUCAGCGGAUGCGGCAGCGAAUGUCAUUCUCACCCUUCAAAAUUUCGCCACCACCUCUCCAUACAUUGACCGGAACCUCACUGUUGAGGUCUACACCAGCGUUCUCGGAGAGUUUAUCGUUCGUGGGUGGUACUUUGGGGAUCUGGACUAUUUCUCGAAGACUGUGUUUCCCGCUAUGCUGAACGGAAUGGCAACCCCGCCGGACAAUACCACCGUAGAGGAGCAGGCCUGGCUGACGGCGCUGGAAGGUAUUGCUGAGGGCGAGCCACUUGCUGAGCCACUCACCGGCUACAACAGGCGUGGGACAUUCUACAUCAAGUCUAUCGUAACGAGAGAGGCCCAGCCGCUGACCAAGGCGGCCCUCACCAGCUACUACCAAUACAUCAUCGACAAGGGUCUGACUGCUCAAUUUUUCUGGAACACGUUCAUCUCGCUCUAUGGUGGCAAAGACAGCCAAAUCAACAAGCCCGCAGCCGACUCUGCUGCGUACUCGCAUCGAGACUCUCUUUGGGUUUUCCAAAAUAUCGGCUCCAGCCCGAAUCGUUUACCGCCCUUCUCCCCGGAGAUAACCACUUUUGUCAAUGGGCUGAAUACAGCAAUCACUGCUCCGCAGCCUGACGGCAACUUUCUCGCCUAUCCAAACUAUCUUGACCCAGCGCUUACACCGGCCGAGGCAGCCCACCUCUAUUAUGGACGUUCCACCUACAGCAAGCUUGUGAAAAUUAAGUCCGACGUUGACCCAAACGAUGUCUUUUGGAAUCCACAGUCGAUUGGAAACGCCGUUUUGUCAAAAGUUUAG